AUGCAGAUUUACUCACAGUACGAAAGAGUACUUAAAUUGAAUUCGCCGAAGACUGCUAAAGCCAAAAUUGAGAGAAUUGGAGCAACAUAUGUAAAUACUAACAUUUUUGAUGCUCUAUUUUCACCAAGUGUUACCGAUAACGAAAAGAAACAACAGGAAGAUCCCCCAGCAAAAAUUUUCGAGGAUUCACCUUUAGGUGACCUCCAAACACUUCAAAAAUCCACAGAAGAGCAAACCUACAAUAUAGAAGGGAGAAUCCAGAUGCGUAAGCCGACCACGGCUGACUCAGAGGAGUCACUGGAAUUCCAAGUUAGUCAGGAGAGCCAAGAUAGUCAAACAGGCGUAAGAGACUAUGACAUUACAACUCAAAAACUAAUAGAUGUCUUAGAAAGGUCUGGAGACUCUGUUAAAAGUACGGACUCCUUAAUGGAUACAGAAUCUAACCCUCAACUUAAACCAGGACAAAUCCCUUCUAAAAUUGGCUCUAAAUUCAUACAAGCUGCACAAAGCAUAACAUUUAAAACCAUAACAUUUCCUACAAAUGUAAAAAGUAGCCUCAACUUUGGCAACACUGCUACCCUAAACGAAAAUCCAGGAACCAGUAACACUCGAAAUAUGACAGAAAACACAGAGAACAUAUCAAAUUCGGCAGGAAGACCCUCAAACAGCAACAAAAGUAAAAUAAAUAUGCCACCAAUAGUCAUAGAUGGAAAAACAGCCAAUCAAAAUACACUUAUACGUGAUAUCAAGGCAAUGAGAAAAGGUGAAUUCAGUGUAAAACAUACUAAUUACACAACAAUAAUAUUCACAGAAAACAAAGACGAUCACGCGCAAGUACUGGCCAAAAUAAAAAACGACCAGGAGCCCUAUCACACAUACACCUCAAGGGAUGAUAAAUCCCAUGCAUUUGUCCUGCGUGGACUUGCGGAGGGAACAAAAAUCUCUAACAUAGAGGAAAAUCUUGAGGAGGAACAUGAUAUAAAAACCCGUGCUAUCUACCAGAUGGAGACCAAACGAAGGCCCCUAUUUCUGGUAAUAAUCGGACCCAGUGAUAACACUGGACUUUCUAAAUAA
Molecule: messenger RNA, 1074 nt
Organism: Psylliodes chrysocephalus
Lineage: Eukaryota; Metazoa; Arthropoda; Insecta; Coleoptera; Chrysomelidae
Source: the annotation of a GenBank genome assembly